GAUUCCGCCCCCACUGAGCACCAUUUGACGUGGAGUUAGUGGCUAAACAUCGACCAUAAAAUAAACUGCCUUCUGAUUCCUCUGAUCAUUGCAACUUUCCGAACUAAAUAUUCCAUAGGUUGAGGCACAAACGUAUCCUGUCCGCCUAGUCGAAAUCUUACCACCUCGCUAAUAGCGCCAUAGCCAUCAAAGGAUGUUUUUUCGUCCCGAUCUGCUCGUCCAUGGCGCCCUCUUCGUGCUCACCACAGAAUUACCAGCUCGAUGUUCCGGUGCCCCAAUGAAUUCAGGUCCACUUGCAUUGGUCAAGGAGGCACCAAAAUCCCAACAAAUAGUUGCAGGACCGGAGACGGAGGUAGCGAAGUUUCAUCGGGAUCUCAAAUCAAAAUUAGUAAAUGGGAACGGACAACACGAGGUGGAAUUCUCCACGCCUAGCAUGAUAGUAGACAAUGGGGACGGUACCAUUUCCGAGGUGUCUGAGAAAACUCAAAUCGGUUCUAGGCUGAUCAACAAAUCCGAAACAUCUGCUGAUGGAUCAAAGAUGUCUUACAAAGGCAAUCAAUCGUGGACUAGGAAAGUGACUGCAAAAACCACGUCCAUCCCAGGGCUACUCCAAAACAACCGCAUCGCAUUGCCCGAGCGUGUACUGCGUGCUUUGCUCCCGAUGUCUCAAGAAUCUCACAAUGCCCCUGUUGGUUUGCUUGAGUCUUCCACACCAGCAGCACCGCUACAUCAGGCGACGGCGCCCCAUUACAGCCAUCAGGCACCACCACUUCAAUCGCCCGCUCAACCUUAUGGCCCACCAGCGUCACGGGAGCCUCUCAUCGAAGAAGUUCACGAUGAGGAACCGGCCUCUCACACGACUUCCACUGUUCAUGAUCCGCAUGAUCACGAUUCUCACCAACAUCCACAAGACGAGCAUUCGGAAUCUCCCAAUCAAAGCCAAGCGGAACCUGCUCACAGCGCCGAGGACUCGCACGACCACGCGGAACCACCAAAACAAAGUCAAGUGCAACCUCCCCAACAAAGCCAAGUGCAACCUCCACAACAAAGCCAAGCGCAACCUCCCAAGCAAAGUCCAGCGGAAUCCGCUUACACCGUCCAGGACCCGGAUGACGAACCACAACCUCCCCCACGCAGUCAAGCGCAACCUCCCAAAGAAAGUCAUGCGGAAUCCGCUUACAGCGUCCAUCACCCAGACGACGAAGCACAACCUCCUAAAAAAUAUCAAGUGCAACCUCCCCAGCAAAACAAAGUGGAAUCCACUUACACCGUUCAGGAUCCGGAUGAUGAAGCGCAACCUGCCAGACAAAGCCAAGUGCAAAAUCGCAUGCCAAACCCAUCGAAUCAAGGUGUAAACCGAUCUCCAGCCGCACCCUACGACUUCUCCGCAAAGCUGGGGUUUGCGCCGAAGGAAAUUGAUUUCAAGCAAUUUCGGAUCAUUGCAGAGCGACACAUGGGUCUGGAUCCAAAAACGCUUGAUGAAUUCAAGGCUUCGUUCCAUGCUAAAUAUAAGCCCGCUCAAUUGGAAGACAGCUUCAAGAUUGAUCAAUCAUCCAUUGUCUAUCACUACCUGAAGUGGCUGAAUGACAAAGAGAAGACUUGGAAAAUUUCCGGGCAACUGGAGGACGGCCUCAAUCUGCGCCAAGGAACACAAAUUUUAUAUCCAAAGUUUGAUAGAAUGAACUUGGGAGAAAUGCUGGUGUACCAUCAUCCCGAGAUCACCCUGAGGCAAGAGAAGCACUUUGUGGAGUUUGCAACCAAGAAGAUUAAUCCCGACGGCAAGCUUCUCUACCAAUCUGUGGAUCAUCAAAGCUUUGGCAGACUGUAUCAAGAAUGGCAGGAGAGCAACAAGGGCUGGAAAUUCAAGAUGUUGAACUUGUACGAUAAAGCGCUUGGAAAGGCCCGCAACUUUUUCAAACGCUUCUCCCAGCUUUUCAAGAGGAAAAAAGCAUGAGAUGAUUUGCAACAAUUGUUGACAAGUAUCAUGUCGUCUUUCUUUUCGA
Puccinia graminis f. sp. tritici CRL 75-36-700-3 is the source of this 2003-nucleotide messenger RNA. RefSeq lists its product as uncharacterized. The coding region runs from base 194 to 1954 and encodes 586 amino acids. Lineage: Eukaryota; Fungi; Basidiomycota; Pucciniomycetes; Pucciniales; Pucciniaceae. The record is from RefSeq and is a predicted model, not a curated record. The transcript has 12 exons.